AGAGAGCGAGGUAUUGUGUUGUGGUGUUGUGGGGGGUUAGUGUUGUGGUUUAUCGAGAGAGUAACGAAGAGAGAAUUGUUUGCUAGGGUUUGAAUGUGGAUGGGGAAGGAAGAAGAAGAAAUGAGAGGUGAAAUCGAGGAACGAUUAAUCAACGAAGAAUACAAAAUCUGGAAGAAAAACAGUCCCUUCCUUUACGAUCUCGUCAUAACACACGCUCUCGAAUGGCCAUCACUAACCGUCGAAUGGCUCCCGGACCGCCACGAACCACCCGGAAAAGACUAUUCACUCCAAAAACUCAUCCUCGGCACUCAUACUUCCGAAAAUGAGCCCAAUUACCUCAUGUUAGCACAAGUCCAACUCCCUCUCGACGAUUCCGAAAACGACGCUCGUCAUUACGACGAUGACCGUCCUGAACUCGGUGGUUUCGGUUGUGCUAAUGGUAAAGUACAAAUUAUUCAACAGAUUAAUCAUGAUGGUGAGGUUAAUAGGGCUCGUUAUAUGCCUCAGAAUAGUUUUAUUAUUGCCACUAAAACUAUAAGUGCUGAGGUUUAUGUUUUUGAUUAUAGUAAACAUCCUUCUAAACCUCCACUUGAUGGUUCUUGUAACCCUGAUUUGAGGUUAAGAGGUCAUAAUACUGAAGGUUAUGGUUUGUCUUGGAGUACAUUUAAACAAGGUCAUUUGCUUAGUGGUUCUGAUGAUGCUCAGAUUUGUUUGUGGGAUAUUAAUGCUACGCCCAAAAAUCGUUCGCUCGAUGCUAUGCAGAUUUUUAAGCUACACGAAGGUGUUGUGGAAGAUGUGGCUUGGCAUUUGAGGCAUGAGUACUUGUUUGGUUCUGUUGGGGAUGAUCAAUAUAUGCUUAUAUGGGAUCUUCGAACACCGUCGGUUACUAAGCCUGUUCAGACUUGUAUUGCACAUUCAAGCGAGGUUAACUGCUUGGCUUUCAAUCCCUUCAAUGAAUGGGUAGUUGCUACUGGUUCAACUGAUAAAACAGUUAAAUUGUGGGAUCUGCGCAAGAUCCACAAUCCACUCCACACCUUUGAUUGUCAUAAGGAGGAGGUUUUCCAGGUUGGCUGGAAUCCAAAGAAUGAGACUAUCUUGGCUUCUUGUUGUCUAGGUCGGAGACUCAUGGUGUGGGAUCUUAGCAGGAUUGACGAAGAGCAGUCACCAGAGGAUGCUGAAGAUGGUCCACCAGAGUUGCUAUUUAUUCACGGUGGUCAUACGAGCAAAAUAUCUGACUUCUCUUGGAACCAAUGUGAAGAUUGGGUUGUUGCUAGUGUGGCUGAAGACAACAUACUUCAAAUAUGGCAGAUGGCCGAGAACAUUUACCAUGAUGAAGAUGAUAUGCCAGAACAGUCAGCGAAGGCCUCCUAAUGUAAUUGCCCGUCUUUAUAGUCAGUUUAGUGUGGAAUACAGGCUGGGUGCUUGGGACUUAAGUGCUUUUCCAUCUGUAUUCUCGCUGUUACUCCUUUCUACACAGUUGUAAGUGUGUUCCAGUAUGGUUAAGGUAUGUUUGCCUUGUUUGUAACUGAAAAAAUUCUGAGAAAUUGGCUGAUUGACCUGUUUUAUAUUUUGGAUCUCCAAUUCUUCCUUGGACA
Cicer arietinum (chickpea) is the source of this 1595-nucleotide messenger RNA. Its product is annotated as histone-binding protein MSI1. Lineage: Eukaryota; Viridiplantae; Streptophyta; Magnoliopsida; Fabales; Fabaceae. Gene Ontology annotation, molecular function: protein binding. The record is from RefSeq and is a predicted model, not a curated record.